This is a messenger RNA of Mesorhabditis spiculigera, 468 nucleotides long. The record is from the annotation of a GenBank genome assembly. Lineage: Eukaryota; Metazoa; Nematoda; Chromadorea; Rhabditida; Rhabditidae.
AUGCCCUUCUGCGCGCUCGUCGGCGGCCGCAUCUUCUGCAUGCACGGGGGGUUGUCGCCCGAUUUGCUCAACUGGGAUCAGCUGCACAUUAGCCGCCCGGUCGACCCGCCGAACCGUUGUCUGCACACGGAUCUCCUCUGGGCUGACCCAGAGCCGGGGGUGAACGGCUGGGCCGAGAAUACCCGUGGCGUCUCCUUCGUCUUCGGCGAGAAUGUCGUCCACGACUUUUGCGCCCGAAUGGAUGUUGAUCUGAUUGCGAGAGGACAUCAAGUCGUGCAGGACGGCUACGAGUUCUUCGCCGACCGCAAGCUGGUCACCAUCUUUUCGGCGUCGAGCUACUGCGGCGAGUUCGACAACAACGGCGCGGUGAUGGUGGUGAACCGGCAGCUCGAGUGCGCCUUUGAGGUGUUGCGCAGCAGCCGGAAGAUGAUCAAGAUCUGCUCGGGCAGACGCAAGGGCCAGAAGAGA